AUGGGGACAAUCAUGGACAUUAAGAUGCGUUUGUGGACAUCCUGGAUCAUAGUGGGACUACUUGGUCAACUUGGGGAUACAAUAUUCCGCGGAGAGUGUCAGAGUGAAGGAUACUUUAAAGCUGUACGUAACAAUGUCCGCUUAAAGAAUUACGUCAUUUCCACGCGAGACGUCCACUCGUUGCAAGACUGUGUUUCAGCGUGUCUAAGUGAUGCACACUGCAGUUCGUAUAACUUUCAGGUCAGCGGUGUUCCUCUUCACAAAUGUGAGCUGAAUUUUAAAUCGAGAUUAACAGCGCGACCUGGGAGCCUGGUACUAGACAAUGGAUAUCAGUAUUAUGAGAUCACAGACUCUAAAGAGGUGAUGUUUGGAUGUUUUUAUUACCGAAUUUUCCGUAAUCAUAAAUGA
Molecule: messenger RNA, 408 nt
Organism: Paramuricea clavata
Lineage: Eukaryota; Metazoa; Cnidaria; Anthozoa; Malacalcyonacea; Plexauridae
Source: the annotation of a GenBank genome assembly